Messenger RNA from Chrysochloris asiatica (Cape golden mole), 2293 nucleotides. It is a transcript of the gene YARS1, whose product is annotated as tyrosyl-tRNA synthetase. The record is from RefSeq and is a predicted model, not a curated record. Gene Ontology annotation, biological process: tyrosyl-tRNA aminoacylation. The coding region runs from base 1 to 1587 and encodes 528 amino acids. NCBI's taxonomy places the organism in Eukaryota, Metazoa, Chordata, Mammalia, Afrosoricida, Chrysochloridae. The transcript is spliced from 13 exons. Gene Ontology annotation, molecular function: ATP binding; tyrosine-tRNA ligase activity; tRNA binding.
AUGGGGGACGCUCUGAGCCCUGAGGAGAAGCUGCACCUUAUCACCCGGAACCUGCAGGAGGUUCUGGGGGAAGAAAAGCUGAAGGAGAUCCUGAAGGAGCGGGAACUUAAGGUUUACUGGGGAACAGCAACCACAGGCAAGCCACAUGUGGCUUACUUCGUGCCCAUGUCUAAGAUUGCGGACUUCCUGAAGGCAGGUUGUGAGGUAACGAUUCUGUUUGCAGACCUCCACGCAUACCUAGAUAACAUGAAAGCCCCGUGGGAACUUCUAGAACUCCGUACCAGCUACUAUGAGAAUGUGAUCAAGGCAAUGCUGGAGAGCAUUGGUGUGCCUUUGGAAAAGCUCAAGUUCGUAAAAGGCACUGACUACCAACUCAGCAAAGAGUACACACUAGAUGUGUACAGACUCUCCUCUGUGGUCACACAGCAUGAUGCCAAGAAAGCUGGAGCUGAGGUGGUAAAGCAGGUGGAACAUCCUUUGCUGAGUGGUCUCCUGUACCCUGGACUGCAGGCUUUGGAUGAAGAAUAUUUGAAAGUAGAUGCUCAAUUUGGAGGUGUUGAUCAGAGAAAGAUUUUCACCUUUGCAGAAAAGUACCUUCCUACACUGGGCUAUGCAAAACGAGUCCAUUUGAUGAAUCCUAUGGUCCCAGGAUUAACUGGCAGCAAAAUGAGCUCUUCUGAAGAGGAGUCCAAGAUUGAUCUGCUUGAUCGCAAGGAGGAUGUGAAGAAAAAGCUGAAAAAGGCCUUCUGUGAGCCAGGAAACGUGGAGAACAAUGGGGUUCUAUCCUUCAUCAAACAUGUCCUCUUUCCCCUCAAAUCUGAAUUUGUAAUCCUUCGAGAUGAGAAAUGGGGUGGAAACAAAACCUACACUGUGUACUUGGACUUGGAGAAGGACUUUGCUAGUGAGGUUGUCCACCCCGGGGACCUAAAGAAUUCUGUUGAAGUCGCCUUGAACAAGUUGCUGGAUCCCAUCCGGGAAAAGUUUAAUACCCCUGCACUGAAGAAACUCACCAGUGCUGCCUAUCCAGACCCCUCAAAGCAGAAGCCAAUUGCCAAAGGCCCUGCCAAGAAUUCAGAACCAGAAGAGAUCAUCCCAUCCCGGCUGGAUAUCCGCGUGGGGAAAAUCAUUAGUGUGGAGAAGCACCCAGAUGCAGACAGCUUGUACGUGGAGAAGAUCGACGUGGGGGAAGCUGAACCACGGACUGUGGUGAGCGGCCUGGUGCAGUUUGUACCCAAGGAGGAAUUACAGGACAGGCUGGUGGUGGUGCUGUGUAAUCUGAAAGCCCAGAAGAUGAGAGGAGUCGAGUCCCAAGGCAUGCUUCUGUGUGCUUCUAUAGAAGGAAUAAGUCGCAAGGUUGAACCUCUGGACCCUCCUGCAGACUCUGCUCCUGGAGAGCGAGUGUUUGUGAAGGGCUAUGAAAAGGGACAACCAGAUGAAGAGCUCAAGCCUAAGAAGAAAGUCUUUGAGAAGUUGCAGGCUGACUUUAAAAUUUCUGAGGAGUGCAUCGCACAGUGGAAGCAAACCAACUUCAUGACCAAGCUGGGGCUGGUCUCCUGUAAAUCGCUGAAGGGGGGGAACAUUAGCUAGCCAGCCUGGCAGCUGCCUCACCCAUUCCAUCAUCCCAACUCAUCUGCUAUCUCCUCAGUUUGCUCCAUUCACCAUCUAGCUCCCAAGACACUGAUGCAGCAGGUUGGGGACUCCUGAGGCGCACAGCUCCUAAGGAGCAACUCACCCUGCCCAGAAUCUGGGAUCUUCCUAUCUGGCAGCCUGUGUGUUAACAGAGUAGAAUGGCAGCAGGGAGUCCAGCUCUACCUUCUUCCCUGGGCAGCUGAUUUUGAGCAAUCAGGUUUCCAUAUAACUCACAGAAAAAGUGUAUGCCACACAGCCCUUCAAAUUGGAAAAACAUUGGUUUCCAAGUUUUCCGGGAAUUAGUCCAGCAGCUGGGCCUCUGGCUGGAAUCUGGAGCCUGGACUAGGCUGACAGCUUCUCCCCAGCAGGAAAUUGUGGGUUUGGAAAGGGAAAGGAAAGCAAAGAACCUAGUGGUCUACCAAGUGCUUGGCAUCUUUCCCUGGUGCUUGCCACCCCUGAGGCUUGACACUGAGGGGCAGGGCCUGCCUCAGAGCUCCUGGAAUUUCCUUUGAUCUUAUUAGGUUGAGACACUCCCUGAACCAGCUGUGUUGUUAGCAUAGAGGUGGAUAGGAUGGGGCCUGUGGUUCUCCAGAAGGUGGAGAACUUCUCCAUAAUCCUCAGAAUUGUUAACCAUCACUGAACAAAUAAAAUGUCUAAACAAGGG